Molecule: messenger RNA, 1432 nt
Organism: Pezoporus flaviventris
Lineage: Eukaryota; Metazoa; Chordata; Aves; Psittaciformes; Psittacidae
Gene: DCAF11
Product: DDB1 and CUL4 associated factor 11
Exons: 12
Coding region: 1-1398 (465 amino acids)
Biological process (GO): proteasome-mediated ubiquitin-dependent protein catabolic process
Cellular component (GO): Cul4-RING E3 ubiquitin ligase complex
Molecular function (GO): protein binding
Source: RefSeq, a predicted model, not a curated record
AUGAGGAAGAGGAAGAGGAAGAGCCCUGGGGGUGGGGCGCCGCUGACGUCACGGCCCCAAGCCCCGCCCCCUCCGGACACGCGGGCUCUGGACGGGCACGAGCUGAAAGCUCAGCUCCUAUUGGCCCGCGGGAAAGGGGCGGGGCCUGCACCCACCGAGGAGAACCUGCCCCGGCUCCUGCGGCAGCGCGAAUGGGGCCGGUGCCGCAACAGCAGCUUCUCCUAUGGGGAGCGCUCCCUGCUGAGCUCCCAUUUCCUGCCCAAUCACGAGGCCUUCGCUGACUCCUACCCCCAAAAGGCUUUUUGUGGCCUCUUCUCCCCCGAUGGCUCCCUCUUUGUCUCGGCCUGCCAAGACCACACCCUGCGCUUCUAUUGGUCGAGGGAGGGCUCCCGGCUCCGCCCCUUCCGCUCCGCCCGCGCCCGUGACGUCGGCUGGAGCAUCCUGGACGUGGCCUUCAGCCCCGACGCCUCCCAGUGCCUCUACUGCAGCUGGUCCAACUACGUGCAUGUCUACGACAUCUAUGGUGAUGGAGACACGCACACGGCUCUGGACUUGAGGCCGGAGGAGCGCCGCUUCGCCGUGUUCUCGUUGGCCGUGGGGCCGGACGGGCGCGAGGUGCUGGGGGGCGGCAGCGACGGCUGCAUCUACGUCUACGACCGCGAGGUGCAGCGGCGCAUGCUGAGGGUGGAGGCCCACGAGGACGACGUGAACGCGGUGGCGCUGGCGGACACUGGGGGGCAGCUCCUGCUCUCGGGGGGGGACGACGGCGUCACCCGCGCCUGGGACCGGCGCUGCCUGGGGCAGGAUCGGGCCCGUCCCGUGGGGCUGCUCACGGGGCACCGCGACGGCGUCACCUUCCUGCACCCGCGGGGGGACGCCCGCUACGUGGUGUCCAACUCCAAGGACCAGACGGCCAAGCUCUGGGACCUGCGGCGCCCGGCGGGGCCCGGCGGCCUCGAGGCCACGCGCAGGGCGGUGGCGCGGCAGAGCUGGGACUACCGAUGGCAGCGCGCCCCACGCAGAGCUCUGACGUCACCGCCGUUGCCUGGCGACAGCUCGCUGAUGACGUUCCGCGGUCACGUGGUGCUGAACACGCUGCUGCGCUGCCGCCUGGCCCCGCCCCCCGGCGACGGCGGCGGCCAAUACCUGAGCGCGGGCUGCGCCACGGGGGCCGUGAUUGUCUAUGACGUGCUGACCGGGAGGCCCGUGCGGCGCCUGACCAAUCACAGCGGCUGCGUGCGUGACGUCAGCUGGCACCCGCAGGGCGGGGCCCUCGCCAGCGCCUCGUGGGACGGCUCCAUUCGCCUCUGGACCUAUCAGGACCCCCAGGACGAGCCAAUGGGGGAGCUGCAGGGGGGGGACCCCCCUAAGCUCCGCCCCCUCCCACCUACCCCAUAGCGCCUGACCCACAAUAAACCUCUGUGACCCCCAA